UUGGUGGCGUAGUGUGGACGGAGAUAUGUUCAGAAACGCUAGUUGAUACGCUAGUGUGGACACGGACGCCGUUUUAAACUAAAACACAGUGUAAACGGGGCCUUAGUGGCUCUUUAAGUGCAUGAACUUUUUCAGAAAAUCUGAAAACAUUUUCUGCAUGAGCUAAUCCUUUAAAUGAAAUCUUCCUUCAGAUCUGCAUCAACUAACCCUUGUGUUUUUUUUCUUUUUAGCUUGCUUCAACUGCCGAACCGAUGUUAAAAGAAGUGGCGUAUAUGCUCAGGCUUCAGCGUCCGCCAUUGUGCAAAAACGUGAUCCAAAUGUACGAGUGGUUUGAAGAACCUGGAAGCUAUUCAUUGGUCAUGGAGUACCCCAAGCCUUGUGAAUCCCUGUGGGACUUUGUAAGCAAGCAGGAUAAGCUGACCGAGCCUGUGGCACGUGGCCUCGUGCGUCAGAUAGUCCUGGCAGUCCAGCAUUGCAUUGACAAAGGCGUUGCGCACAAUGACCUGCAUGGCAACAACAUCCUGGUCAACACAAGGACGAGGCAGAUCAAGCUGAUCGACUUCGGCCGCGCUUACAAAGUGGAAAGUGGAAACUACAAAAAAGCCGUCUUCACCAGUACAAGGGCUAUAGGCUACCUGCUGUGUUACAUGGUGACCGGAGACUUGCCAAAUGACUUCGAUAAUGCCAAGCGCAGGAUUUUGCUCACGCCCGGCUUAACCAAUGACUGCUGUAAACUGAUCAAAAAGUCUCUGAGCCAAACGAUGACACUUAAACAGUUCUUACAAUAUAACUGGAUGAAGUGACACUGGAUGAAGACGAGACGCGAUACAGAUGAAGUAUAGACUUCACACUUUAAAUGCAAAAGGGUUUUCUAUAAAAAAAACCUCAUAAAAACCAACACAAACUGCAAAUGGAAAAAAGAAGAACUCGCAUCUAACUGAUCCAGAACCAGGACCUGAUGAAAAGUUUGUCCUGGGACCCAAACACUGCAUCGUCAUCAAUCCCAGGAAAAUGCCUCUUCUGUGCAGUUAGAAAUGGAAACCUGUGGUGGACUCUGAGGAUGCAUUUCGAGGAGGACAUGUUGUUUUCCUAGAGGAUGAUAAUGAUGAUAAUGAAACACCAGCACUAGUACAAUGCAUUGGAUCAGGUUUAUAUGAUAAGCAGAAGGUUUUAAAUACAAAUUGUUAGACAUUCCUAGGCUAAAACAAUGUGUAUUUUUUUUAAUUGGCGAAAAAAAUCCACUGAACACAAAUAAAAAUAUUUUAAGGUGAAAUCGGAGAGCUCCCUCAUCCUCCAUAGACAGCAACAGCCCCAAGUUGCUCAGAAACAAAGUCCAGAAACUACCAGAAAAACAAUCUGGCAUUUUUCAGGACUUUAAGGAUGAGGGAGCUCUCAGAACUAGCGAUAUAAGAAAUGAGCUAGGAGGAGUAGGGGGUGGUGGAGGGUCUUUUUCUUUCUCAGUUUGUGUUGUGGAUGGAAGUGUACAUUACUAACACUGACCCUUAAAGUAAUUGUAGAUUUCUAAUGAUUUUUGGACAGUCCUAGGCUGAAAUGAGCAUGCUUUUUUUUUUAAUGGGCGAAAACAUCCCCUAAAAACACAAACAAAAAUAUUUUUAGGUGAAAUCGGAGAGCUCCCUCAUCCUCCAGAGACAGCAACAGCCCCAAGUUGCUCAGAAACAAAGUCCAGAAACUACCAGAAAAACAAUCUGGUAUUUUUCUGGACUGCGAGGGUGAGGGAGCUCUCAGAAUUACCGAUAUUAGAAAUGAGUUAGGAGGAGUAGGGGGUGGUGGAGGGCCUUUUAAUUACAAUACAUUUGCAGUUUUGGAUGAACUGCCUAUUUAAGCGAUAGAAUUAGUGGAUUUCAGCAUGGUAAUAAGGUGCUGUGUGCUUGCUCAUUAAAUUAAAUAAUAUCAAUUUCAUAAAAAGUUACUGGAAAGUUAAGAAAACCAAAUCCUGUUUCAUCAUUAGAACAUGGAGGAGCUAACAAAAAUGAUGUACGGGUUUUGCUUCUCUUAUAAAUCUGACUUAAUGCAUUGCGACCCAGGCUAAAGUACUGGGGAAUUCAGAAUGCCGGUGUUCAACUCUUUCAGGGUGGAUUUAUUUAAUCAUCAUCCUUAUAACCUCUGGAGAAACAACACAUCCUCUUCAAAUGAUGUUUCCAUCAAUAUCUUGGAGAAUCAGCAUUAAAGAGUUUCUUCUGUUUAAAAGUUUUUUUCUGAAUAAAUUGAAGGGAUGAUACAACAUUCUUGCCUAAAAAGCCUGAA
Molecule: messenger RNA, 2265 nt
Organism: Danio rerio (zebrafish)
Lineage: Eukaryota; Metazoa; Chordata; Actinopteri; Cypriniformes; Danionidae
Source: RefSeq, a predicted model, not a curated record